Ostrinia nubilalis (European corn borer) is the source of this 1403-nucleotide messenger RNA. It is a transcript of the gene Coprox, whose product is annotated as oxygen-dependent coproporphyrinogen-III oxidase. The record is from RefSeq and is a predicted model, not a curated record. Gene Ontology annotation, molecular function: coproporphyrinogen oxidase activity. The transcript is spliced from 9 exons. NCBI's taxonomy places the organism in Eukaryota, Metazoa, Arthropoda, Insecta, Lepidoptera, Crambidae. Gene Ontology annotation, cellular component: cytoplasm. The coding region runs from base 7 to 1257 and encodes 416 amino acids.
CCAAAAAUGUCGUAUAAAAUAGUUGUUCGGAGUUUCCGUACACUCAGUUAUGUGGGAAGCUAUAAAAAGUUCAAGGAUCGACCUAUCAAUCUGUACUGUGCAGCACUGCUAGGCGCUGGCUACAUAGCGUACAGUCAACACAAAAACAACAAAGCAGACAUGAAGGAAAUCAUGCAGCUCCAGAACUACAUGGCAGAACCCAUCACGCCCAUAGACAAACUGGAGAAAACACAGAAUGACAUGAAGACACAAAUGGAACUGCUCAUCAUGAGGAUACAGGCAGAGUUCUGUCGGGCAUUGGAGAAAGAGGAGGACCAGGCAUGGGAAGAUGAGAAAACGGUUGAUGAUUAUGAUUUUGAUGAGGACCUUUAUGUUACAUAUCCGGACGCAAAGUUCAAAGUGGACCGCUGGCUUCGCAGCGAGGGCGGCGGCGGAAUCACGUGCGUGCUGCAAGAUGGCCGAGUCUUCGAAAAGGCCGGCGUCAACAUUUCCGUGGUGUCUGGCACCCUGCCUCCAGCCGCUGUUCAGCAGAUGAGGAGCAGGGGUAAAAACCUUCAGAACACCGAUCUGCCAUUCUUCGCGGCCGGGGUCAGCGCAGUCAUCCACCCCCGGAACCCCAUGGUGCCGACGAUACACUUCAACUACCGCUACUUCGAAGUUCAAGACAAAGACGGUGUUCAUUGGUGGUUUGGCGGAGGCACAGAUCUAACGCCAUACUACUUGAAUGAGGAGGAUGCAGCACACUUUCACCUCACUCUAAAACAUGCAUGCGAUGCACAUGACGAAACCUAUUAUGCCAAAUUCAAGAAAUGGUGCGACGACUAUUUCCACAUACCGCACCGCGGCGAGCGUCGCGGCGUCGGCGGCAUCUUCUUUGAUGAUCUAGACACGCCCAGCCAGUACACCGCCUUCAACUUCGUCACCAGCUGUGCCGAGGCCGUCAUCCCGAGCUACCUGCCCAUCGUCCAGAAGCGCAAAGACGACGCGUACGGUUACCACGAGCGGCAGUGGCAGCUGUUACGGCGCGGGCGCUACGUGGAGUUCAACCUCAUCUACGACCGCGGCACCAAGUUCGGGCUGCACACGCCGCAGGCGCGAUACGAGUCGAUACUCAUGUCGCUGCCGCUUAAUGCUAAAUGGGAAUACAUGCACGAACCAAAAGCAAAUUCUCCUGAAGAAAAACUUAUGAAAGUUUUAAAAGAGCCCCGAGAUUGGAUUAAACUGGAAAAUGAAACGACACGGAAAUCUGCUGCCUGAAAUUAAAAUAUGUACUUAUUUGGGGGUGGUCACAAAUAAUUAUGAAGUAUUGUGAAGAGACUUUUUAUAAAAUCGAAUUGUAUUUAUACUGAAAUCGUAAUUUAUUGUAAAUUAUAUUUUUAUAAAGUUGAGAAUACAUAAAUCAA